ACGAAACUCUACUGAGAGCACCGGUCAACAUGGACCUGUUCCACACGCCAGCCGGAGCUCUGGAUAAGCUGGUGGCCCACAGUCUGCACCCAGCCCCUGAGUUCACAGCGGCCGUACGGGGUGCUCUGGGGUCGCUAAACAUCGCCCUACAGCAGCACGGAGUCCGAGGGUCACCAAGAGUGAUAAGGAUUGCCAAGGGAGGAGCCUAUGCCCGGGGCACAGCUCUCAGAGGUGGCACCGACGUUGAACUCGUCAUCUUCCUCAACUGCUUCCAGAGCUUUGGUGACCAGAAGACCUGUCACUCAGAGACCCUGGGUGCCAUGCGAAUGUUGCUGGAGUCCUGGGGGGGCCACCCCGGGCCUGGCCUGACUUUUGAGUUUUCUGAGUCAAAGGCGUCCAGGAUCUUACAGUUUCGUCUGGCAUCGGCAGACCGAGAAAACUGGAUAGAUGUUAGCCUGGUGCCUGCCUUUGAUGUCCUAGGACAGCCCCGUUCUGGAGUCAAGCCAACACCCAAUGUGUACGCCUCCCUCCUUAGCAGCCACUGCCAGGCCGGGGAGUACUCAGCCUGCUUCACUGAGCCCCGAAAGAACUUUGUGAACACUCGCCCAGCCAAGCUUAAGAACUUAAUCCUGCUGGUCAAACACUGGUACCGCCAGGUGCAGACACGGGCCGUGAGGGCCACACUGCCCCCCAGCUACGCCCUAGAGCUGCUUACCAUCUUUGCCUGGGAGCAGGGCUGUGGGAAGGACAGCUUCAGCCUGGCCCAAGGGCUCCGGACCGUCCUGGCCUUGAUCCAACACAACAAGCACCUCUGUAUUUUCUGGACGGAAAACUACGGCUUCGAGGACCCUGCAGUUGGAGAGUUCUUGGGAAGGCAGCUUAAGAGACCCAGGCCCGUGAUCCUGGAUCCAGCUGAUCCAACGUGGGACGUGGGCAACGGGACAGCCUGGUGCUGGGAUGUGCUGGCCCAGGAGGCUGAAUCCAGCUUUAGCCAGCAGUGCUUCAAGCAGGCCUCAGGAGUCCUUGUGCAGCCUUGGGAGGGGCCCGGCCUUCCACGGGCUGGGAUCUUGGAUUUGGGCCACCCAAUCUAUCAAGGGCCUAAACAGGCACUUGAAGGCAACAAAGGCCACCUUGCUGUUCAGUCAAAGGAAAGGAGCCUAAAACCUUCCAAUUCAGCUCCAGGAUUUCCAAAAGCAGCCACUAAGAUGCCUGCUAUGCCCAACCCAAGUGUCAGUAAAACCUGCAAGAGCCGCAAGAAAGCAGCUCACCCAAAGACCGUCCAGGAAGCAGCAUUGGAUAGUAUCUCAAGUCAUGUUCGGAUCACCCAGAGCACAGCAUCCUCACACAUGCCUCCUAGCCGCUCUAGCAUCUCCACCGCUGGGUCACGGAUGAGCCCAGAUCUGUCACAGAUCCCAAGCAAGGAUCUAGACUGCUUCAUCCAGGACCACCUUAGGCCGAGUCCCCAGUUCCAGCAGCAGGUGAGGCAGGCCAUCGACGCCAUCUUGUGCUGCCUCCGGGAGAAGUGUGUAUACAAAGUCUUGAGGGUCAGCAAGGGCGGCUCUUUCGGCCGUGGCACAGACCUCAGGGGCAGCUGCGAUGUGGAACUUGUCAUCUUUUAUAAAACUCUCGGGGACUUCAAGGGCCAGAAGCCUCACCAGGCAGAGAUCCUGUGUGACAUGCAGGCCCAGAUACGACACUGGUGUCAGAACCCCGUGCCUGGACUGAGCCUCCAGUUUAUUGAACAGAAGCCCAACGCUCUGCAACUCCAGUUGGCAUCCACCGACCUCAGCAACCAGGUGGACCUCAGUGUGCUGCCUGCUUUUGAUGCUGUGGGGCCGCUGAAGUCCGGCGCCAAACCUCAGCCCCAGGUGUACUCCUCCCUCCUCAGCAGCGGCUGCCAGGCCGGGGAGCACGCAGCCUGCUUUGCAGAGCUUCAAAGGAACUUCAUAAACACUUGCCCUCCCAAACUUAAGAGCCUGAUGCUACUGGUCAAACACUGGUACCGCCAGGUUGUCACUCGAUAUAAAGGAGGAGAGGCGGCAGGCAAUGCUCCGCCCCCAGCCUACGCCCUGGAGCUCCUGACCAUCUUUGCCUGGGAACAAGGCUGUGGAGAGCAAAAGUUCAGCCUGGCUGAAGGCCUGCGGACCAUCCUGAGGCUGAUCCAACAGCACCAGUCACUUUGUAUCUACUGGACGGUCAACUACAGUGUGCAGGACCCAGCCAUCAGAGCAAAUCUUCUCUGCCACCUUCGGAAAGCCAGACCUCUAGUCCUGGACCCUGCAGAUCCUACCUGGAACGUGGGCCAGGGCAACUGGAAGCUAUUAGCUCAGGAGGCAGCUGCCCUGGGGUCACAAGUCUGCCUUCAGACUGGGGAUGGGACUCUGGUGCCACCCUGGGAUGUGACGCCAGCCCUCCUUCACCAGACCCCAGCUGAGGACCUGGACAAAUUCAUCAGUGAAUUCCUCCAGCCCAACCGCCACUUCCUGACUCAGGUGAAGAGAGCCGUGGACACCAUCUGUUCCUUCCUGAAAGAAAACUGCUUCCGGAACUCUACCAUCAAGGUGCUCAAGGUGGUCAAGGGUGGGUCUUCUGCCAAAGGCACGGCUCUACAAGGGCGCUCAGAUGCCGACCUGGUGGUGUUUCUCAGCUGCUUCCGCCAGUUCUCUGAGCAAGGCAGCCAUCGGGCAGAGAUCAUCUCGGAGAUCCAGGCUCAGCUGGAGGCGUGUCAGCAGACGCACAGCUUUGAUGUCAAGUUUGAGGUCUCCAAGAGGAAGAACCCCCGAGUGCUCAGCUUCACGCUGACAUCCCAGACGCUGCUGGACCAAAGCGUGGACUUUGACGUCCUGCCAGCCUUCGACGCUCUCGGCCAGCUGAGGUCCGGCUCUCGGCCUGAUCCCCGGGUCUACAUAGACCUCAUCCACAGCUGCAGUAAUGCAGGAGAGUUCUCUACCUGCUUCACAGAGCUGCAGAGGGACUUCAUUACCUCCCGUCCCACCAAACUCAAGAGCCUGAUCCGGCUGGUGAAACACUGGUACCAACAGUGUAACAAGACCAUCAAGGGGAAGGGUUCCUUGCCUCCCCAGCACGGGCUGGAGCUCCUAACUGUGUACGCCUGGGAGCAAGGUGGCCAGAACCCCCAGUUCAACAUGGCGGAGGGCUUCCGCACUGUUCUGGAGCUGAUUGUCCAGUACCGGCAGCUCUGUGUCUAUUGGACCAUCAACUACAGCGCAGAAGACAAGACCAUUGGUGACUUCCUGAAGAUGCAGCUUCGGAAGCCCAGGCCUGUCAUCCUGGACCCAGCUGACCCAACAGGCAACCUGGGCCACAACGCUCGCUGGGAUCUGCUUGCCAAGGAGGCUACCGUGUACGCAUCUGCCCUGUGCUGCAUGGACAGGGAUGGCAAUCCCAUCAAGCCAUGGCCGGUAAAGGCCGCUGUGUGAAGUCUAGAGAGAUCAGUGGUCACCACUGAUAGAAAGUGACACCAGCCCUCAGCAAGGGAUACUCAGAGUAUCUGAGUGUGUGUGUGUGUGUUGUAUUUGUCUGUAUGUGUGUAUUUGUGGUAUGUCUGUGUGUCUAUAUGAGAGUGUGUCUAUGUGUGUGUCUGUGUAUCUGUGGGUAUCUAUAUGUGUCUGUAAGUGUGUGUGUGUGUGUGUGUGUGUAUUCAUGUGUGUGUGCCUGUUUGUGUAUAGUGUGUCUAUAGGUGACUGUGUGUCUGUGUGUCUGUGUAUCUGUGAGUAUCUAUAUGUGUCUGUAUGUAUGUAAAUGUGUGUAUGUGUGUUCAUAUGUCUGUGUGUGUGCCUAUGUGUAUGUCUGUGUAUCUGUGGGUAUCUAUAUGUGUCUAUCUAUAUGUAAAUGUAUGUAUGUACUUAUGUUCAUGUGUCUCUGUGUGUGAAUGUCUGUGUGUUUAUGUGUAGUGUAUCGUAGGUAUAUCUGUGUGUCUAUAGAUGUAUUACGUCUUUGUGUGUCGACAUGUCUGUGUGUAUGUAUGUGUAUGUUAUAUAUGUAUAUAUGCAUGUAUGUGCUCCCUCACACCAUCUCCCUUCUGCCCACCUGCCCACCCAUAGCCCUCCCUUUCCUCCCACUGUUUACCCACCUAGUGGGGCUUCAUUGACCUCAACCAUGAUCAUCCCGGUGUCCCUGACUCCCACACUAGACACCCUAGGAACCAGACAUCUCUAGAUCUUCCAGUCUGCUGUUCAUCUACCAUGGGCUCUGCCCCAACUUCCACAGCCCCACCCAGGAGUGCCCCAGACCUGCCAAGAAGCCAUACUCCUCCCUGGCAUCUCUCUGCUCCUUGAGCCUGUGUAUAUCCCUCUGCCUACAGAGACCCACCAGCUGAGGUCCAACUAUGUUCCUGUACUGGCUGGUUUUGUGUGUCAACUUGACAUAGGCUGGAGUUAUCAGAGAAAGGAGCUUCAGUUGGGGAAAUGCCUCCAUGAGAUCCAGCUGUGGGGCAUUUUCUCAGUUGGUGAUCAAGGAGGAGGGCCCACUGUGGGUGGUGCCAUCCCUGGGCUGGUAGUCUUGAGUUCUAUAAGAGAUCGAGCUGAGCAAGCCAGGGGAAGCAAGCCAAUAAGAAACAUCCCUCCAUGGCCUCUGCAUCAGCUCCUGCUUCCUGACCUGUUUGAGUUCCAGUCCUGACUUCCUUUAGUGAUAAACAGCAAUGUGGAAAGUGUAAGCUCAAUAAACCCUUUCCUCCCCAA
Mus caroli (Ryukyu mouse) is the source of this 4700-nucleotide messenger RNA. It is a transcript of the gene Oas3, whose product is annotated as 2'-5'-oligoadenylate synthetase 3. NCBI's taxonomy places the organism in Eukaryota, Metazoa, Chordata, Mammalia, Rodentia, Muridae. Gene Ontology annotation, cellular component: cytosol; membrane; nucleoplasm. The record is from RefSeq and is a predicted model, not a curated record. Gene Ontology annotation, biological process: defense response to virus; negative regulation of viral genome replication; regulation of ribonuclease activity. Gene Ontology annotation, molecular function: 2'-5'-oligoadenylate synthetase activity; double-stranded RNA binding.